Molecule: messenger RNA, 1531 nt
Organism: Amoebophrya sp. A120
Lineage: Eukaryota; Dinophyceae; Syndiniales; Amoebophryaceae
Source: the annotation of a GenBank genome assembly
AAGAGCUGGUUUGUAGAAUUACUGCAAUUAUCGGACCAAAGAAUACUAGUUGGAUUUGUACGACGAAAACGAUGAUUGAAUACCGAAACUCAUCUGCAAAGCUAAGAAUUCCGUCAAAAACACGAUGCUACUGCGCAACGCGGUAAAACCUUCUCGUGGCCAUCGCGUUUUGUGUUUCUUGCCCAAAACCUCUGCAUGGUGACGCGCUAUGCAAGCUUCUUCGUCGCUUCAAUGGUGACAUCUGCUUUCUGGACCCCGUGUGCUUCCGGGCUCGACACCGACUUCGCAUUGCUUCGGAAACCAGAAAGGCGGACUGCUGAUGCUGCCUCGCUCGAUGCCGCCGGGGAGGUGGCAACACAAGAUGAGCUCGUAGAUGCAACGGCUUCUGCUUCUGGAGGGGAGGCCAAGCUGCGAAUCAGGAGCGGCGGCCUUCGUGAAACCCAGCCCAGUAACGACGACUCCGUGUCCGUUCGAAAAUCCGCGCGGGCCGACCACCCGAGAAAAGCUGUGCGGCGAGGUCUGGCUUCCGCGACCGCAGAACAUCAACCGAGCAAUCCCGGUCUACAAGGACUGCACAAUCGCGAGAAUAGUACUUCCUCUAGAUUGAUGUCACCAGCACCGUCGGCGCUUGGAAAAAACGGAAAAGCCUCAACAGCAAAAUCUGCACAAGGCGAACAGCAGCAAUCCCUGGACGGCACCCUGUUAAAACUUAUGGCUGUUGAACCGCAGUCGUCCGACCUAGACCCAACAAGAACCUCUAGUACCCAGGGCUCUUCCUUCCACGACCGAAAAAACUAUGCUUCUUCGCGCCGACCGAUUGUAGCCACAAGUCACUUGAGCAGAGCAGAGGUUGAAACAAGGGGUCAACAUGCGCUGAGAACCACGACGCGGAAGCGAAGCAGUGGGCUGCAAACGGGUUUCUUAGGAGACGACGAGGACGCGGACGAGGACGCGACAAAUACAACGAAUUCAACCAAUGGCACAAAAACGACAGAAACCACCUCCACAACUGCCGCGGCCGUGGAGGAAGAGGGCACCGAUCUCUGGUUUUACGCCGAGUGCUUGCUCGGGGUCGUGGCCGUUGGAAUUAUCAUCCUCUACGUCAUGUAUAGAUGUUUUUUUGAUCAUGUUGAGUAGUAGAGAGUUUUUGUUGUGUACUACUACGGUAGCAUCUCUUCGUUCGUUCAUUCAGAACAGCGACAUGCUUCUGCUUCAUUGGUGAAUUAAAACGACAUGAACUGGAUUUUUUGGAAAUAACCCACAUCACCACUACUAUCACAGGGAGCUAAUGGACGCGGAGAAGGAUCGCAAGAAGAGGGUUGCGAUGGGCGGAGAAGGGGGGGAUCACGAAAGUGUGGACAGCCGGUUCAUGUAAACAACGACUCCGCUACUUCCAGAGGGUUUUGAAGGAUGUUUCCAGAUCGUGAUGAAAUUGAUGAUGAGAUUUUUUGCCUGAAAAACCACCUUCUGCCCGAAAAGCAAUCGAGUCUUCGGGUAGCAAUGUAUUGGACGCUCAAAACCGUACGACAUC